Molecule: messenger RNA, 644 nt
Organism: Staurois parvus
Lineage: Eukaryota; Metazoa; Chordata; Amphibia; Anura; Ranidae
Source: the annotation of a GenBank genome assembly
UGAUGGUCAGUGGGAAGAAUGCCCCUUACAUUGGGGGUCAGUGUGAAGAAUGUCCCUUACAUUGGGGGUCAUUGGGAAGAAUGUCCCUUACAUUGGGGGUCAGUGUGAAGAAUGUCCUUUACAUUGGUGGUCAGUGGGAAGAAUGUUCCUUAAAUUGGGGGUCAGUGGGAAGAAUGUCCCUUACAUUGGGGGUCAGUGGGAAGAAUGUCCCUUACAUUGGUGGUCAGUGGGAAGAAUGUCCCUUACAAUGGUGAUCAGUGGGAAGAAUGUCCCUUACAAUGGGGGUCAGUGGGAAGAAUGUCCCUUACAUUGGUGGUCAGUGGGAAGAAUGUCCCUUACAUUGGGGGUCAGUGGGAAGAAUGUCCCUUACAUUGGUGAUCAGUGGGAAGAAUGUCCCUUACAUUGGUGAUCAGUGGGAAGAAUGCCCCUUACAUUGGGGGUCAGUGGGAAGAAUGUCCCUUACAUUGGGGGUCAGUGGGAAGAAUGUCCCUUACAUUGGUGAUCAGUGGGAAAAAUGUCCCUUACAUUGGGGGUCAGUGGGAAGAAUGUCCCUUACAAUGGGGGUCAGUGGGAAGAAUGUCCCUUACAUUGGUGGUCAGUGGGAAGAAUGUCACUUACAGAUAGCUAAAAAGAUCAAUGGUGUC